AUGGCCUCCAAACAGGCCUCGGCGCAAGGCCAACCAGGACAGAUUGAAAUAACCCAACUCCCCGUCGCCCAACUAAACGAGCUAAAAACCCAACUCGACCGCGAAAUCGCCCACCUUACACAAUCCCACACGUCGCUCCGCACCGCACAGGCAAAGUUCCGCGAUUGCCUCCUAUCCAUCAGCUCGGGAGUCUCUUCUGCCGUCGCCUCUAAGCCGUUACUUGUCCCCUUGACAUCCUCGCUAUACGUCCCCGGACGCCUGACAGACGCGGAGCACGUACUGGUCGAUGUAGGGACAGGCUUCUUCGUCGAGAAGGAUGUUGCUAGUGCGAAGGACUUCUAUGAGCGCAAGGUCAAGGAUUUGGGGGAUAGUUUGAAGGAUUUGGAAAGUGUGGUGAAUGAGAAGGCAAAGAAUGCGAAGAGCGUAGAGGACGUUAUUCGGUGGAAGGUUAUGAGUCAGGGCCAGGGUCAGGAAGCGGAGGCGAGCGAGAGCUGAGGGGAGCGAGACUUGCCAGAUGAGCAGUAGGAUAACAUUGUAUUUGUGGAAGGUACUCUGGGACUAAAGCAGAAUGGGGAUUGCAUAUGAGUUGGCAUCUGAAGAGGAAGAUUUGAGCGUGGGCAUGUUCCAAUAGGGGACCAGCAUCUCUGCUUCACGGAGGCCAGAUCAAAGAAAAAGGGAAACUCAAGAGCCCUGAGAAACGGCACAAUAUUAAAGCCAGAAAUUAAAAACUACCCACUCAGAGCUCAUCUGAAGCCUGUUCUUGCAAGAGGCUUGCUGCCCAGACAUGAAUGCUCGUCCUUAGCGGAAGUUCCACUCUUCUCAUCGCGGCGACGUG
Molecule: messenger RNA, 835 nt
Organism: Dothidotthia symphoricarpi CBS 119687
Lineage: Eukaryota; Fungi; Ascomycota; Dothideomycetes; Pleosporales; Dothidotthiaceae
Product: Prefoldin alpha subunit
Exons: 2
Coding region: 1-495 (164 amino acids)
Biological process (GO): protein folding; regulation of DNA-templated transcription
Cellular component (GO): cytoplasm; prefoldin complex
Source: RefSeq, a predicted model, not a curated record